UUUACUUCCAUUCACAAAACUUUCUAGCUCCGCGGCAACCGCUCUCCUGAUACUGUGCCUUUAUUAUUUUUAUUAUUUUUUUAUUUUUUUAUUUUGACGGUUUAAAAAGAAAAAGGAAAGAAAAGUUGACGGCGGAACUUUUUAGCGAGGUGUCCCGGUGAAGUCUCAUCACCCAGCGGAAAGGUUGAGCGCUCCUGUCUAUUUGGGGUGUGUGACAGCACUCUCUGUACAGCUGUGCCGGGCUUGUUUAUGAGUUGAACAGGUUCCUUUACGGUGCGGUAGGAGGAAAAGACAACUCACACACACAAACACACAUAAACACACACACACAAAUACCGGUCAAGUUCUUGAGACGCAGGCAGUGACCGUCCGGAGGACUUUUUGGUUAAGGACUGCGAUUUAAAUUGAGCAGAAUGAGCUCCAUGCCAGCUGCUGUCAUGAUUCAUCCAUCAGAUACGGGGGACUUGAAGAAGUGUAGCUUGUGUAUGACAUGAAUGACAAACAGGACAGGCCUUAUAUGUGCGGCGCCCCGGGCUGCUCUCAGCGCUUCCAGUUAGAGGAACAUCUGAUCAUCCACAGGCACAAGCAUGAGAUGACCCUCAAGUUCCCCUCCAUAAAGACAGAUGCAGCAUUCACAGACCAGACUCCGACGCCGACACGAUUUCUGCAGAACUGCGAAGAGGUUGGUCUCUUCAAGGAGAUCGAGGAAGAAUUUCUUCAAGCACAAGAGGAGGAAAACAAGAAGCAGUCGCUUUCUCAUAAUGGGCCCUCCUGUAUGAGCCAGCACCAGCUCAAACCCCAACAUCAGCUCCAGCACCCACCCCAGCCUCAGCACCCACAUCCCCAACCACCGCUGCAUCAUCCCCAGACUCAUGCACUGCAUCAUCCCCAGACACAUGGCCCAAUGAUGGCCCCUAGCUGCAGCCUGGCCGCCCAGCAAGCCCUGUCCUCCUCCCAGUCUGGGUCAGUCAUCACCCAGGCUACCUCCACCCUAACACACUCCGAGCCGGUUCCCGGGCCGCUGUCGUGCCUCCUUCACAUGCGGAACAGACACAGGCAGCCGCUGCCAGCCUCCUUACCUGGCACCCUGCCAGACCCCGCCAUGCAAGGGGCAUCUGCUCAGCACAUGACUAUGGAGAAGCAGAUGUCUUGUGCAAUGGGUAUACCGGCUCCUGUACACAACCCCUCCUGUUCUUCACCCCAGAGAUCCAAGCAGACAUUGGGCCACCAUUAUCAACAGCACCACCCAGGAAUGAUCACCAUCAGUAACAAUGUGCCACCCAUGGGCCACAUGAUAGAGAUGAUGCCACAGCGUCACCAGACACCUCCACUACAACAACAACAACCACAACAGCAGCACCACCAUCAUCAUCAUCCUCAGCCUCAUCCCUCACAGCUUCCGCCUGUGCCUCUUACCUACCAACAGCGGUGCCAUGCUCCCCACCCACAGCAUCUUGGAAGCACCCAGAGCCACCAGCUGCACCAGGCAGGGAAUUUACCACCUCACGCUCAGGCUCACCAAUCACCGCCUUCACAUUUACACCCAGGCUCACCGCCUGCACCUCCACUGUCUGCUCCUGCGCAGUUAUCACCAGUUGCACAGCAGAUGCAGCCUUCCCAGCCAUCUCACACUCAUGCAGUGCAGGCAGGCGGUAGCUGCAGCGGAGGUGGUGUAGGAGGAAGCGGAAACCGUCGAAGGAGGACAGUAGAGCAGGACCCCGACGAGCGAAGGCAGAAGUUUCUGGAACGUAACCGGGCCGCAGCCACCCGCUGCCGACAGAAGAGGAAGCUGUGGGUGUCAUCACUGGAGAAGAAAGCUGAAGAGCUGACGCACACAAACCUUCAGCUACAGAACGAGGUGACGUCACUGAAGUCGGAGGUGGGUCAGCUGAAGCAGAUUCUGCUCACCCACAAGGACUGUCCUGUCACUGCUCGGCAGAGGGAGGCACAGGGGUACCCCACUGCAGGGGUGAGCCCUGGAAGAAGUCCCACCCCUGCAGGUCCUGGGUUUGAUCUGCAAGCCAUCCAACAUAACAGCAUCUCCACUUCCUCGACGUCUGGAGGCGAUUCGGGCCACGACCUCCAGCCCGGACACUAGCCUGCAACGUAUAGGUGAAAUCCUAAACUGGAUAGGAUUGGGAUUUUAUAAAUCCAUGUGAACGCUUGAGGUAUUUUUCAACACGAUCAGCAGAUUUUCUGUGAGAAGAUCAGAAACACUUACUGAGAGAGAGAGAGAUCUGUCGCUUCAUUUCUCCAAACAGGUGCAUAAAAUGCACUUUCUGAAAGCCUUGUUAAAACUGUGAUGGCAACUGGAUCCUGUGUUUAUUCAGAUAAUGUCUGUUUUCUUUUGACAUGAGCCUAACGUUGCCUCCUACCUACUCGCUAUGCACACACACAGUCAUGACACAUCUUUUUAGUAUCAUUCUCUGGCAUAUCUUGCACUAAUUCAGAAAAAGAGACUAUAACUUUUUUUUGUUUGUUUUAAUUGGGCAGCUCCAAGUGCACCUUUUUCCAUUUUUGAGCAGAGGCAGCUUACCUUAAAUAACACAACAAAGUUUUUGUUGUUUUGGGUGUUUUUUCUACAGGUAAUUCAAAUUAUAAGAUAAAUAUUUUAUCCUAAAAUUUCCCAUUUCAUUGAUUUGUAAAUAUUAGUUAAUUAAACCUGCAACUGUGUUGGAAAGCUACUGAAAACAGUAUUUUCUUUAAGGCACUUUUUUGUGACUGCCUUGAGUCACUGAGUAAUUAUAAACUACACUUCAUGUCUCAGUCCCUGCUAGUUUAAUUAAAUUUACACAGAAGUUACACUUUUUGUACUGUAAAGACGCUGACAAUCGCUGUAAACCUAAUGCAAAAAUUAAAAAAAAAUAUUAUU
Messenger RNA from Maylandia zebra (zebra mbuna), 2872 nucleotides. Lineage: Eukaryota; Metazoa; Chordata; Actinopteri; Cichliformes; Cichlidae. The record is from RefSeq and is a predicted model, not a curated record.